Physella acuta is the source of this 8691-nucleotide messenger RNA. RefSeq names its product E3 ubiquitin-protein ligase HECTD1. The record is from RefSeq and is a predicted model, not a curated record. Gene Ontology annotation, biological process: anatomical structure development; protein K63-linked ubiquitination; proteasome-mediated ubiquitin-dependent protein catabolic process. Gene Ontology annotation, cellular component: nuclear speck. NCBI's taxonomy places the organism in Eukaryota, Metazoa, Mollusca, Gastropoda, Physidae. Gene Ontology annotation, molecular function: ubiquitin protein ligase activity; metal ion binding; protein binding.
CGAGGCACAGCUGCAAGGAAUGACAGACAACAGAGACGUAUACCGUACAGACCCUUUGGUCUAAAUGUUUUCACAGAUUAACUUUUUGUUAGUGAAAGUAGUCUCACAUAUAAAACAUGUGAUAUCUUAGGGUGACAUCAUCUAUCCUAGUUUCUAGGAGCUAAACAGCUUCUUUAAUUAUUUUUUUUCUCUAUUUUCGCUGGUUAUUUAUUAUUCUUCCUUGACCUGCGUCAUGAACUUAUCGUGAGAUGUUUUGUGACUGAUCGAUGUUAAAGUACAUUACGAGGCAAUUGAUAUAACUUGACGAGUUUGUUAUAGAAACGGUAUUUUCAUUUUAUUGCUUACAACUGAGUUAAAGCACGUGUUUAAUCAUACUUCUUUGUUAUAACGACUAUCUGAAGAAAUAAAUACAUUUUAUCUAUUGCGAGAGAAGAAUAAAUUACAUCGCAAUACCAAACAUAAUCAAAACAAAGAAAAUGGCUGACGUUGACCCAGAGACUCUGCUGGAGUGGCUCCAAAUGGGCCAAGGGGAUGAAAGAGACAUGCAACUAAUUGCAUUAGAACAGCUAUGUAUGCUUCUUCUUAUGUCAGACAAUGUGGAUAGAUGCUUUGAAAGCUGUCCUCCUCGGACAUUUUUGCCAGCCUUGUGUCGUAUAUUUUUGGAUGAAUGUGCGCCUGAUAAUGUUCUCGAAGUAACAGCACGUGCCAUUACCUAUUAUCUUGAUGUUUCUGCUGAAUGCACUAGAAGAAUAGUUGCUGUUGAAGGUGCAAUUAAAGCACUUUGCAACCGUCUUGUUGUAGCUGAAAUGUCUUCUCGAACUAGUAAGGACCUGGCAGAGCAAUGUAUUAAAGUAUUGGAAUUGAUUUGCACUAGAGAAUCUGGUGCAGUGUUUGAAGCAGGAGGUCUUAACUGUGUGUUGACAUUUAUCAGAGAGCAUGGUUCACAGGUCCAUAAAGACACUCUUCAUUCCUCUAUGACUGUUGUGUCAAGACUUUGUGGCAAGAUGGAACCUCAAGAUGCUUCAUUGGAGACAUGCAUAGAGUCCUUGUCAACACUGCUUGACCACGAUGAUUCUUUUGUUGCGGAUGGUGCUUUACGUUGUUUUGCCUCUCUAGCAGACAGAUACACACGCAGAUCAUUGGAUCCUGCUCCACUUGCAAGACAUGGGCUCAUACAGGAUCUCCUGUCUAGACUACAGCGUGUUGGAGAGGGUACUCAUAACCAGUCUACAACCUCCACCCCUGGUAAAACUGCUGCUGAUGGCAAAGCUAACUCCAGUGUUUCAACAGUGAUUAGCUUAUUAUCCACAUUGUGUAGGGGAUCUCCAGGCAUUACACAUGCCUUGUUGCGCUCUAACUUGCCAGAAUCCAUUGAAUGUGGACUGCGGGGAGAUGAAAGGUGCUGUCUUGACACGAUGAGAUUUGUAGACCUGCUCCUGGUGCUUUUAUUUGAAGGACGCCAGGCUCUGCCAAAGUCGGGUGUUGCCACAAUCACAAGCCGACUACCAGGUCUACGCCGGACUGACAGUUCCAGUGACAGGUCACACAGACAGCUUAUUGAUUGCAUCCGCAGUAAGGACACAGAUGCUCUGAUUGAUGCAGUAGACAAUGGGUUUGAAGUAAACUUCAUGGAUGAUGUUGGACAAACACUACUAAAUUGGGCUUCAGCUUUUGGAACUCAAGAAAUGGUUGAAUUUUUGUGUGAAAGAGGUGCUGAUGUCAACAGAGGCCUCAGAUCAUCAUCUUUACACUAUGCUGCUUGUUUUGGUCGGCCACAAAUAGUUAAAACACUACUUCGCUAUGGUGCCAACCCAGAUUUAAGAGAUGAAGAUGCUAAGACACCUUUAGACAAAGCAAGAGAAAGAGGAGACGAAGGACAUAGAGAAGUGAUAGCAAUACUCCAGUCUCCAGGAGAGUACAUGGUUCCAGUCUCCAGAGACCCAACCAUGCUGGUGGUAGUCCCUGGACCUUCUACUGCAUUACCUCCUCCUGCACCCAUGGAGACCCCAGAGAAGAAGGAAGACAACCAGGAAGUGGAAAAGGGGGAUACCAGUGAAACAAAGGGGGAUCCAGAAGUGGCCCCUGUCUAUGUGCGACACUUGUUACCUGUUUUUACUGAAGUGUUUCAUGUGACUAUGUUAUCCUCUGUCAGGAAAGCCAGUCUUUCUUUAAUUAGAAAGAUGCUACAUUACAUAGAACCUGAACUACUUAAUGAGAUGACUGGCCCAGAAUUUCCAUCACCAAAUUUUGCUUCUUCUUUAACUGAAGUCUUGUCUGUCAUUUUGGAUGUUGAGGAAGAUGAUGAUGGUCACAUGAUAGUUUUGCAAAUCAUGCAGGAUCUUAUUCUAAAAUGUGAAGAUGUAUUCCUAGAGCAUUUUGCAAGACUUGGCUUAUUUUCUAGAGUUCAGGCACUUGCUGGACCCCCUCUACAAGAUGAAGAAGGUGCUAAAGCUAAAGAAGACAAGGAUGAAGAUGAAGUGAACUUAUCAGAUGCCACAGAAAUUGUACCAGGCCGGCCAUAUCACUGGAAAGAUUGGUACAUUGUUCGUGGCAGAGAUUGUUUGUAUUUAUGGAGUGAAGGCACAGCAUUAGAGCUUAGUAAUGGCAGUAAUGGUUGGUUCAGGUUCAUCCUAGAUGGAAAGCUUGCCACUAUGUAUUCCAGCGGAAGUCCAGAAGGGGGCUCUGACAGUUCUGAAAACAGAGGUGAAUUUUUAGACAAGCUGCAACGGGCUCGCAGCCAAAUCAAAGUAGGUACACCUAGUCAGCCUAUCCUAUCAAAGUCUGGACCUACUAGAUUGGUUGUUGGUAACUGGACUCUAACCUGUAAAAAGGACGGAGAGCUGCAAAUCCAGAAUACAGAUGGACAGCAGGCUACAAUACUCCGUGAAGACCUAAUGGGCUUUGUGUUUGAAUCCAACCGUGGCACAAAACAUUCAUUUACUGCUGAAACAACACUUGGUCAAGAGUUUGCUGUUGGUUGGGGUGGCAAGAAAAGCCGUAAGCUCAAGUGUAAAAAUGCAAUGCGUGAUAAGGUUCGUGUAACUGCUAGAGAACUGUAUGAAGAACAUUUUAGAGCUGCUGAGGCUAAACCAAGGGGUGUUGUGUCCAAACUAUGUUCCAUUGUACAACAACUUGAAUCUGCUUUUGCACGUCAGUUGAGCCAGAUCAAGCCUUCAAGUGAUGGGGUUUCAUGGUGUCAAGAGAUGUGCAGUGCCUUAGAAGACUUGGUAGUUCUAUUGAAAGAUGAACACACAAUUUCUUCUUUUGAACUGUAUAACAGUGGACUAGUACAAACUCUCCUUAGUAUUCUCAGCAUAUCCUCUGAUGAAUGUUCAUCUAAAGAGUCUAAGAAGCAGAUGAGAAGUCGUAUCCAUAUAUUCAAGAGUGUUUUCCAUGAUCAUGAAAGAGAAAAUAUAACAGAGGAAGGAGGAGUGACACCCGCUGUUCAGCUGACUAGAAAGCUGAUCUCAGCAUUAGAGGCCAUUGAAAAACUUCCAGUCUUUUCUUAUGAUUUGCCUGGAUCUGGGUAUGGAUUACAGAUUCUGACAAGGAGAUUGCGUUUGAGGCUAGAAAAAGCACCAGGAGAGAAUACUUUGAUUGAUAGAACAGACAGAUGUUUGAAAAUGGAACCUCUUACUACAGUUGCUGAUCUGGAGAGAUAUUUGCUCAAAAUGGUUGCCAAACAGUGGUACGAUUUUGACCGCCAGACUUUCAAUUUUGUUAAAAAACUGAAGGAACCUGGCACCACAAUCACUUUUGCACACCAAAAUGAUUUUGAUGAAAAUGGAUUACUCUAUUGGAUUGGAACUAACGGGAGGACUUCUUAUGAAUGGGUAAACCCUGGACAGUAUGGCUUGGUUGUUGUAACAUCAUCAGAAGGACGAAGCUUACCAUAUGGGAAACUGGAAGACAUCCUUAGUAGAGACACUGCUGCUCUCAAUUGUCAUACUAAUGAUGAUAAGAAAGCAUGGUUUGCUAUUGACUUGGGUGUAUGGUUAAUUCCUACCUGCUACACCCUCAGACAUGCUCGAGGCUAUGGAAAAUCAGCCCUGCGCAACUGGGAGUUUCAGAUGUCUAAAGAUGGUGUGACAUGGCAGACUCUGUACAAGCAUGAAGCUGAUACAUCUCUUAAUGAACCUGGCUCAACAGCAUCUUGGCCUAUAGAGGCCCCUGGUGAUGACAAACAAGGUUGGAGGCACGUCCGACUUCACCAGACUGGCAAAAAUGCAAGUGGGCAGACACAUUAUGUUUCUUUGUCUGGCUUUGAAAUAUAUGGCACUGUUACUGGAGUUUGCGAUGACAUAGGUAAAGCUGCUCGUGAAGCUGAGGCAAACCUACGCAGACAGAGGAGGAUACUGCGUACUCAUGUUUUAAAACAAAUGAUGCCCGGAGCUCGAGUGGUCAGAGGGAUGGACUGGAAGUGGAGAGAUCAAGAUGGCAACCCUCCAGGAGAGGGAACAGUGACUGGCGAUUUGCAUAAUGGUUGGGUGGAUGUUACCUGGGAUGCUGGAGGAUCAAACUCUUACCGCAUGGGAGCAGAGGGCAAGUUUGAUCUAGCUAUUGGUCCAUCACAUGAUCCAGACAAGUUAAGAUUUGCUAAACCAGAAGUCGUAGCCACACCAACAUCCAGCAGGAAUAAAAAUAGCAUGCUAGGCUUGUCAGCCACUUCAGAAAAAGUGAAGGUUGGUGUGCUAACUAGUAGGAAGAGUAGUUCCACUCCAAGUCUUAGUGAUGUCAUGGAUUCUAAAGCAUCUGUUGCUAGCACAGAGCAAGCUUCUUCUGCAGAAAAUCUCACAUCCAGCAUUAAAGCUGCUGCAGAGAAUGUUGCUGAGAGUAUGGUUAAUCUUGCCAGCUCAGAAGCUAUUGUCAUGGUGACAGUUGAUAAUGCAGAUGAAGAAGUGAGCUUGCCAAACAGCACAACCCUGGCCAUUAGCAGUGGUAUCCUGGCUGGUCCUAGUGGAAUCAGAGCUGGCCCUGCCACCAUCAACAGCAACAUGACUGAGCCAAUGGUUGUUGUGCACAGAGGCAAUGACGACAGUCUUGGAGACUAUGGUGUCUUAGAUCUAGCUUCAGAUCUUGCUUUGGGGCUUGAUGUUGGGUCUUUGUCUGAAACCCUGCGAGGUGCAGAAGGUGGCGUUAAGGAGCAUGUUCAAAAUCUCCAAAACACAAGAGAUUCUCGAGAUAAAGCUGCAAAGAAUGAUGCCAGAAAGGCAGGAAGUUCAGAUGAUUCAGCUCGCGGUUCCCCCACCAACUCAAUGAGCGCCAGUGAACCUAACCUCCCCACUAGCCUUGACCCAACAGCAAGUUUGCUGGAUUCCUUUGGUGCACGUAGAAAUAUCAGCACACCUCAUGGCAGCAACAUUGUGCGCAACACACAUGCCAAUAGUUUAGUUAGAUUGGCUCUAGCUAACUCACCAAAUAAUCUUCUAAGUGCUGCCCAAAGCUACCCUAGUCUUACAGCCUCAAAUGUGCCUACUUCAAGUACGCUUACAACUACACAAACCAUGGCCAAUGUCAUGUCUCUUAGCCAGGCCUUGACUCGCAGUGUUACCUCUACUUCAAGUGAAAGUGACAAUGAAUUUUUGGAGACAUAUAGAGCCCACACCCUACUUGCUGAGUUGGAAGACGAUGAAGAACUGCCUGAGCCUGAUGACGAUGAUGAUGAAAAUGAGGAUGAAAAUGAAGAUGAUGAGGAUUAUGAUGAUGUGAUGGAAGAUGAAGAAAUGGAGCCCAGAGACAGGAGGACCUGGGAUGAUGAAUUUGUACUCAAACGUCAAUUCUCUGCUCUGAUCCCAGCCUUUGACCCCCGUCCAGGUCGUACAAACGUUAACCAAACUCAGGAUUUUGACAUUCCUCCACCAGGUACAGAAGAAAACACAAGCAGUGACAGUCAGACCUUUGUGGCUCAGCCAAAAUUGUGUUUGACUUUAAAGGCUCCCUGCCUGCCAGGGAUGAAUGAUGAGGAGGUUGUCCUGAAUAGCAGCUCUGCUUGCAUUUUCAAGUUUGUGCAGGAGCUUCUGGCUAAAGGCUCCGCUACAGGAAGAACUGAAAGAAUGAAAAGGAUUUGGGAGCCCACUUAUACGGUUCAAUACAGAGAAGCUAAGGAAGAUGAAGGAUCUGAAAAAGAAUGUGGUUCUAUCACUAAGUCAUUGACAGGUGUUGCUUCAUUGGCUGACUUUGAUAUAGCUCGGGGCAGUGAAACUCCAAGUUGUUCUGUGGACCAUGUGCUACAGCUCCUGCAGAGAUUGUACUCUAUCAUGGAGCAGUCUAGUCCAUCCAGCAAAAAUGAUUGUGAAGAAAUUCACUUAAACAUUCCGGCUGAUGAGUUUGUCAGCAAAAAGUUAACCAAUAAAAUCACCCAGCAAAUCCAGGAUCCUCUAGUACUGGCCAGUGGAGCUUUGCCAGAUUGGUGUGAGCACUUGACCCGCUGGUGUCCAAUGCUAUUUCCCUUUGAGACCAGACAGCUUUACUUCUCUUGUACAGCUUUUGGCACCUCAAGGUCGAUUGUUUGGUUGCAAAAUAAGAGGGAUGCUAACAUGGAGCGAAGUCGAGGUCCUCUGCCACGUAGAGAAGAUAGUCAUGAGUACAGGGUUGGUCGUCUGAAACAUGAGAGGGUGGUGGUGCCGCGCAAUGAUAAUCUGCUGGAGUGGGCCAUGCAAGUGAUGAAACAUCACAGUACCCGUAAAGCAGUCCUUGAGAUUGAAUUUAAAGGAGAAGAAGGCACUGGCUUAGGGCCAACCUUAGAGUUUUAUGCCUUGGUAGCUGCAGAAUUACAAAAGAAAUCCCAUGGACUUUGGCUGUGUGAUGAUGAUCAUGUAGACCACACUGAGAGAGAGGUUGACAUUGGACAUGGCUCUAAACCACCUGGCUACUAUGUCCAGAGAUCUGCUGGACUCUUCCCCGCACCCUUCCCUCAGGACAGUCUAGAACUUGAGAGGAUAGAAAAAAUGUUUCAUUUCAUGGGCAUUCUACUAGCUAAGUGCCUUCAAGAUAACCGUCUGAUAGACAUGCCACUGUCCCGGCCUUUCCUCAAACUGAUGUGUAUGGGGGAGGUGGGCCACAGCCUGUCUCAGCAGUUUGGAGAUAGCACACGUACACCCAGCACGCUAGGUGAAUCCUGGCACAGUGAGAGCUCUGACCUGAUAGCAAGUAUAGAGGAAGUAGAGAAGGAGAUGAAAUUUGAUCAGGACAAGAAACAGCUGAAAUCCUUACAAGCAUGGUAUGCAGGGAUCCUGAAUGAAGAAGACUUUGAGCUGAUCAACCCCCACAGAGCUGCAUUCUUGCAACAACUGAGUGACCUGGCAGCCAGAAAGCAGAGGAUCCUCAAAGACAGAUGUCUGUCUGAUGACCAGAAGAAUGUCCAGUUGGCUGAACUAGCAUUGUCCAGUCCAGGAGACUCUAGUUUCAUAAGGCUGGAAGACCUUGGGCUGACCUUUGAGUUUGACCCCUCAUCAAGAGUACACAAGUUCCAUGCACAUCACUUGAAACCUGGAGGUGGCCUUGAAGAAGUCACCAUGGACAAUGUAGAAGAGUAUAUUGAUCUGGUGAUGGACUUUUGUUUUGUUUCCGGCAUUAGGAGACAGAUGGAGGCUUUCAGAAGUGGCUUUAAUCUAGUGUUUCCCAUGGCCAAGCUUCAUUCCUUCAGUCCAAUGGAGCUGGGCAGUAUCCUGUGUGGUGAUCAGGCUCCUUGCUGGACCCAGGAGGACAUCUUGAACUACACGGAGCCAAAGUUGGGCUACACCAGAGAGAGCCCUGGUUUUGUAAGGUUUGUCAACGUGUUGACGCACCUGUCACCUGAUGAGCGCAAGGCUUUCCUUCAGUUCACUACAGGAUGCUCAUCUUUACCACCUGGUGGCCUGGCUAACCUUCACCCUAGACUGACAGUUGUCAGAAAGGUGGAUGGUAGUGAUGGCAGUUUUCCUUCAGUGAACACAUGCGUCCAUUAUCUGAAACUACCAGAAUAUUCAUCGGAGGAAAUUUUAAGGGAAAGAUUAUUAGCUGCCACAAGAGAGAAGGGCUUUCAUCUGAAUUAAUUAUGUUGCGUAUGAGAUAUGUUGUCAAAUGUGAUUGUACAUAUACAUUAGUUUUUACUUGGCCUAGAGAUGAUGGCAUUUUGUUUUCGUGAUGAUUUUAAGUUGAUGACCACAUGAUUGGUCAGACAAUUUCCUUGUUGCCGUGGGCUUCACCUGAUCAUUCAGACAAAUCCUUUGUUUCUUCAGUUUUCUGAUUGCUUUAAUACUCACGUUUGAGUUGAAUGGCCAAGUUUGUAAAUAAGACGGGUUAGUUUCCCUUAAGCUCUAGCGCCAUCUGGCAUUCUCCUUGUGCUAGUGGCUGGUUGAUGUCAGCCCACAGGUAACCAGUGGAGCAUGUUGUGUGCAAGACUUUUAAAAAGUGAUAUUGUAAAUUAUCUUUGUUUUCUACACGUAACUUGCUUCUUCUAGGAGAAAUGUGUCCAAAUUUUAUCUCUCACUUACUGCCCUGUUGUAGUUUUUAAAAGAUUUUAGUCUACAUUUUGUUUACUGGACAAGCUUGAUCCCAUUGGGAACAAAAGAUGGUACCAGGGGAGAUGAGCCAGUGACAUCUGGCAUAGCUGAUGGCAUCUGUGUACCAUCUGUCACUGGGCUAGACAAGUUGUCACCUCAUAUGUCACCUUGGUUGUCUCACUGAUGGGAAAUGUUUUAAACCUUUUUU